CUCCCUCUAUCUCUUACUGUAUACACCUAUCUUCCUAGCGAGAGCAUCAGUCUCAUCAGUCCCAGAGAUACGAGCGCUCCUACGGCGCAAAGCAUGGCACCUCUGCGCCCCGAAGAACCGCUCUCCGCUGCUGCGCACCUUUGCGUUUUUCUCUUGACCGCCUCGGCCUGGAUGGCACUGACACUGCCGGGACCCGCGCGCUGUGACAGCGGGGCUUUGUACCAACGCGCCACGGUGGACCGUACGUUUGACACGGGCGUUGGAGUCGGAGUCUUCCCGGGAGACGGCGACGAGGAAGCCGCCGGCGCGGGGAGUUCGCCCCGCUUCAGGAGAGCGCUGUCCCGGGAAAAACAAAUGUCACUGCUCAGCAGCUCGUUCGUGCUCAAAGGGGAUGCGACCCACAACCAGGCGAUGGUCCACUGGACAGGACAGAACAGCAGCGUCAUCCUGAUCCUGACCAAGUAUUACCAUGCUGACUCCACCAAGGUGCUGGAGAGCUCGCUGUGGAGGUCUUCAGACUACGGAACCACCUACACUAAACUCAACCUGAUGCCAGGCACAACCAUUGUGGUGACCAGUUUCUACAUCUGCCCAACCAACAAGAAAAAGGUCGUGCUUGUGGGCUCGUCUAUAAACGAACGGGACCAGAUGCUGUUCAUUAGCACCGACGAGGGUUCCUCCUUCCAGCGACAGUCCAUCGCCUUCACCCCCGACACGCUCGUCUUCCACCCCAAAGAAGAAGACAAGCUUCUCGCCUACUGCAAGGAGGGCAGGGUCUUUGCUUCCACUGACCUCGGCCGCAAGUGGAAUUUGCUUCAGGAGCGUGUGACCAAGGACAGAAUCUUCUGGUCAUUAUCUGGUGUGGAUGUGGACCCGGAUCUGGUGCACAUGGAAAUGCAAGACACAAGCGGAGGUUACCUGUACGUCACCUGCCUCAUCCAGAACUGCUCGGACAAAAUGGUGACGGCUCAGUUCCUCGGCAAAAUCGACCACAACUCUCUGGUGGUGCAGGACGACUACAUAUUUGUCAAGGUCACCACAGGAAAUCGGACCAAACACUAUGUGUCCUACCGGCGCACCGAGUUUGUCCAGAUGAGAUUUCCGAAGUACGCCUUACCAAAGGAUGUUCAGAUCGUGAGUACGGAUGAGAACCAGGUCUUCCUCGCCCUCCAGGAGUGGUACCAGUCUGACACUUAUAACCUGUACCAGUCCGACCCCCAGGGCGUCUACUACUCCAUCGUCCUAGAAAAUGUUCGCAGCACCAAGCAGCCAGAGGAGAACGUCCUCAUUGACAUCCUGGAGGUACGUGGAAUCAAAGGUGUCUUCCUGGCCAAUCAAAAGACUGAUGGCAAAGUGGUGACUCUCAUCACUUACAACAAAGGAAGAGACUGGGAACCCUUGGCACCGCCUACCACGGACAUGAAUGGCAAGCCGGUUAGCUGCAAAGCGCCCGACUGUCACCUCCACUUGCACCUGCGCUGGGCGGACAACCCCUAUGUGUCUGGGACCGUGCACACCAAAGACUCAGCUCCGGGGCUAAUUAUGGGAGCCGGUAACCUUGGCUCCAAGUUAGUGGAGUACAAGGAAGAGAUGUACAUCACCUCAGACUGCGGGAAGACAUGGAGACAGGUUUUUGAGGAGGAGCAUCACAUCCUGUACCUGGACCACGGUGGCGUCAUCGUUGCCAUUAAGGACACCUCUAUUCCUCUGAAGAUACUCAAGUUUAGCAUCGAUGAAGGACAGACGUGGACCGUCCACAACUUCACCAGCACCUCCGUGUUUGUUGACGGACUUCUGAGUGAGCCGGGAGACGAGACCCUGGUCAUGACUGUGUUUGGUCACAUCAGCUACAGGUCGGACUGGGAGCUGGUCAAAGUGGACUUCAGGCAGUCUUUUCCCCGUCAGUGCACUGAGUCUGACUACGACUCCUGGCUGCUCACAGAUCUGCAGGGAGAGAAGUGCAUCAUGGGCCAGGAGCGGAGUUUCAGGAAGAGAAAGGACACAGCGUUCUGCAUCAAAGGAAAGAGCUACACCUCGGCUCUGGUCACGAAACCCUGUCAAUGUGCAGAGAGAGAUUUCAACUGUGACUACGGUUUUGAGCGGUCCCAGAAGGAGGGCGACCGCUGCUUCGCUGACUUCUGGCACGAUCCCGACUCACCGCCUGAAGAUUGCCACCUGGGACAGACCUACGAGUCCACCACUGGCUACAGGAAGGUGAUAUUAAACGCGUGCGAAGGAGGGCUAAACAAGCAACAGAGUGCCAAACAGCAUAACUGCCCUCUACUGCCCCCUAGAGGACUAUGGGUCGGCAUCAAGGGGCAGAUGCUCGCCGUGGUGCCUGGCGACGAUAUAACAUUUAUCGUCCACCAGGAACAGGGCGACACCAGCAGCACCAAGUACCAGGUGGACCUCGGCGAUGGUGUCAGGGCCAUUUACCAGAACCUGACGGUGACUGAUGAACCCAUCCAGCAUCGCUAUGAAAAGCCAGGCAUUUACAGGGUCACGGUGAAGGCGGAGAAUAUGGCCGGGCACGACGAGGCCACCAUGUACAUCCAGGUCACAGCUCCGCUUCAAGAAGUCCACCUGGAAGUGGUUCCCAUCGCAGAAAGAAACCAAGAGGUUAAUCUGUCGGCCAUUGUUCUCCCCACUGAGGCCAACCUGACUGUCUUCUACUGGUGGAUAGGAGACAACCUGCAGCCGACGCUGACUCUGCAGAGCAGCCUUUUGACUCGUUUCCCCGAGACCGGAGAGGUUUCAGUCACCGUCCAGGCCUCCAACGGACGAUCCAUGGUUCAGGAUACCAGGACCGUCCAAGUCUACGAUAACUUCCAGGUCAUCCCUCUGAGCUUCAGCAGGAACCUUGACCACUUCAACCCAAACAUCCCAGAGUGGCGAGAGGACAUUGGCCAAGUGGUCACCAAAAUACUCGCAAAGAUCACAGGUGUCCCUCAGGAGUCCCUGGUUACCGUGGUGAAGCCGGACCUCCCCACCACCGCCGACCUGUACAUUCUCCCACUGAACAGCAAACCAGCCAAGAGGAACUUGUUUGUCGAUAAGCGAAUUCCAGCCAUAAUACAGGCCUUCAAUGACCACAAUGUGAGCUUUGUGGUGCGGGGGGGUCUUCAAGUUCUGGUCAUGCUGGCUGACCCAAAUGCAGGGCUAAUUGCUAAUGACUCAGCAGCUGCAGCAGCAGAGACGGGUUACCACGGAGCAGCUGGAGGUCCAGGAAUUUGGGCUCUUGCAGUCAUUUUUCUUAUUAGCAUCAUUGCCACCGGUUCCUUCAUCUUGUACAAGUUCAAAAGUCCUUGGCUUAGGACUGAGGAUGCCUAUCCCCCGCUGUUUUUCAGGAAGCUCCCGGGCAGCCGCAACGUCUACGCGCAGAUGCACAACGAGAAGGAGCAGGAAAUGACGAGCCCCGUCAACCACAGCGAAGACACCCAGCACAUCAUCCAGGGGGAGGAGUUCAUUGACGACGACCUGGACUCGCAGACUCUAGGUAACGCAGGAGGUAGCCCCGCCUUCCGUUCCCUUAUAAGGACCACUACCACUAACCACUGCUACUAAAACCCAAGCUACUAACACCAGCAGCUAACACGCACCAAGGCAACCAUUCAGGUGUGGUCCUGAGCAUCAACUCGCGAGAGCUACACAGUUACCUAACCAGCUGAUGGCUGCCAUGACAACGCUAACAAGCUAGCCUAGCCUAGCCAGCUAACGAGCACAGGGACUCCACUUUGCCUUCCUCCUACUCUCUCUCUACUUUCUUUUUCGCCUCCGCGGACACUUUGCCUCCACACCACGGCCUCCUCAACCCUUCAGUUCCAGCUUUGGUGAUUUUUUUUUUUUUUCUCCUUGGAAGGGGCGGAGCCUGGUGGAGGGACGUCCCGUUCGACUCCAUCCUUUUCCCUCAGUGUCUUUCUGCUCGAGGACGAGAGAGACUCAGCUUCCCCUCCUCGGCCCUGAAGACCCGUGCUGACGCCCGCUGAAGAUAAUGAUGGUGUCACACCAGGUCACACGCUCUCAUCGGUGUUCCAAAAGAAAAAAAAAAGGAAAAGUAAAUGUGUGUGUGUGUGUGUGUGUGCGCACUGUGUACACAUUUGUAGACACUCAAAUCAUCAACUGUGUGCACUGGUGCACAGUCGGAUUCACAGUGGGAGGGGGUUGAAUCAUUCGUGGCCACGAGGCAGGCGACUGAAAGUGAGUGGUGUCCAAACGCCACUGUGUUCAGGUGAUUUUAAAGGGAUAGUUCUGGGGUUUUGACGUGGACUAGCCUGAGACACAGAGACUCUGACUGAAAACACAAAUUUAAGCAACUUAACAAAAGCCUUUCCUAAUCAAAUCUUUGCCGAUUUAAGCCGUCAGUAAGAUGUUCACCCUUUUAUCUUGUUAUCAAACAGAUUUUUCUGACCUGUUUCCACUGAGAGCGAGUCUCCGUGUCUCAGACGCAGAGCGCAGUGAGGCACCGACCAUGUGUCGGUCAGUGCCUCGUACGAGCACACUUCAAAACUCAUCAACUAUCUCUUUAAAGUACUAAAUGUCUUUUUACUCUUCCCUCCUUUCAUUACACUCUCUCUUGGUUUCUCCCCGUAUUUACUCGACACUCCCUCUCCAAAGGCAAUAAUGUUCCCUCAACGGAAUGUAGGAUUUGUCGAUUUUACCCUUGUGAAUUUGCAAAGGAGUAAUGUGCACAUGCAAAACACAAGAGGGCGGUGUUGCACUCUGUUAAAAGCCCACUCACAGGUACUUGACUCACUCACCUGCUUUCAUUCACACCGUUCUCCUUCAUCCACCCGUUCACACGCGUGUUUCUUAACUUGCACGCGUCACCUCCUCCCGUACGAGCUCGUCGUCUGUCCCACGGUGCCUAAGACAGCAGAGGGUAAUCUGCUCGCUGACCUUUCCUGCUUUCAACUGUAUUUAUUUCUGAUAAUCGCCUGCCCUUUCUUCCUCUUCUUCUUCCUCCUCCUCCUCCUCCUCCUUUUUCUGCUCCACAAAUUCUGGGUGAAAUAAAAAGAAAUAAAAAAUCAUUCCCCUGGAGACAAAGGUCGCCGUCAUGGAGGGAAGGUGUAGUUGAUAUAUUUUACUGUAUCAGCCUAUAUUAGGCGUAGCCCAUGGUGGAAUGGUGUCUCCUUAACGGUUUUGGUUUGUUGUAUGUAAAUGUGUAAAUAUGAACAAUCUCCACUUUGUAUAUAUAUAUAUAUCUCCAUAUAUAUAUAUAUAUAUUACCUUUGACGUGUGUGUGUGUUUUACACGACUACUUUUUUGUUUUGGGGCAGUUUCCAGAAUUUGAGCAGUUUUCAUUCUUUUCCAGUUUCCUCAGCACCGUUGCCUGCUUCACAUAAUAUCCACUUUUCCACGUUUUCUGUGUAACUUGAUGAUUAAGAUAACUUUUUGGUCUUCAUUGUGAACUGGGGAACCAUUUUGUCCUAUAAAGACACUCACAACCACACGAUGUAAACGGAUAUUUUUGAUACACUUCUCGUGUAAACACUGGCGAGUGUUUGGGUUGCCUUUUCUUUGUUUUUGUUUGUAUGAUUGCACUAAUUGUGUGAGAAGUGCCGUCGACACGUACUGGGCAGCUGCACAAAUCGACUCUGACUCUGGAUCCAAAAGGGGGUCUUAGGGGGUGAAAGGCUUCUUACCAGCCACCAACGCUUUUACCGUCACCACGGAGAUCAACCGUCCUGUUUCGUCCUGUGUUUGCCGCAGCAGAUCACGUUCACCCGUUCUUAUUUACACCAUGAUUCAUCUUUUGUACAUAUUCUGCACAUGUUCUUAGUUCUCUAGUGAUGUGUCGUCAUUGUAUCAAUGUCCUCUUAAACAAAAGGGGAAAAUGGGAAUUAUGGAAAUACAAUAUAAUAGUGAAGGAGUUUCACAGAUGAUGGCACUGACCUUGUUUUUUUUGUUUGUUUUUUUGGUCCACACAGUUUUUCUUGUUUUAAUAUUAUUUUCCUCUUUUCUUGCUGUUUGUUUGAUCGCUUGUUUUUGGAGAUAAAAAACAGUUGUGUGUCCUCAUCAGGAAGCAUAGUGCACUCAACCUGCAUCCUGGAAUAAAUCUCUACCAUAACUUGUA
Solea solea (common sole) is the source of this 6073-nucleotide messenger RNA. It is a transcript of the gene sorcs2, whose product is annotated as sortilin-related VPS10 domain containing receptor 2. Gene Ontology annotation, cellular component: membrane. Gene Ontology annotation, molecular function: protein binding. Lineage: Eukaryota; Metazoa; Chordata; Actinopteri; Pleuronectiformes; Soleidae. The record is from RefSeq and is a predicted model, not a curated record. The transcript has 28 exons. Bases 94 to 3564 code for a protein of 1156 amino acids.